AUGACUUUCGCUGAUUGGCCGACUUACAUUUAUAUUGAUAAUGAAACAUCAAAUAUUUAUGUGACUAUUCUCAACUUAAACUUUUUACAAAUAUGGCCAUCAAAUGUCACUAUACCACCAAGUGGAAUCAUGGGUAGUUGCGUUCUGAACAAAUUGAAUCGACCUACUAAUUUUGUUGUUGAUUCUCUCGGUAAUAUAUACAUUUCAAGUUUGUCAUGCCAUUGGGUGACGAAAUGGGCUCCAAAUGCUACAACUGGAACACUCGUAGCCGGAUCACCAACGGGAACACCAGGUUCUAAAAAGCACCUUCUCAACUUACCGUACGGUCUUGUUCUCGAUGAACCAUACUCAACACUAUAUGUGUCUGAUCGCAACAAUCAUCGCAUACAAAAAUUUACGUUGGAUAAUUCAAAUGGCGUAACUGUAGCUGGUGGUCAUGGUGCUGGUUCAGCAUCUAAUCAACUUAAUCGUCCUACUACGAUUAUAAUAUCUCGAAUCGAUCGUGCGUUGUAUAUUUGUGACAGCCACAAUAACAGAAUUCAAAAGUGGGCAAUGGGAGCAUCGUUUGGUAUCACCCUAGCUGGAAGUGCCAGUGGUUUAGCGGGUAAUUCACUAUAUUUACUCAACACACCUUAUGACAUAUGGAUGGAUUCGAACGAAACGUACCUGCUUAUAUCAGACAGUUCUAAUUGUCGUGUACAACGAUAUAUGCUUCGAUAA
Molecule: messenger RNA, 720 nt
Organism: Rotaria sp. Silwood2
Lineage: Eukaryota; Metazoa; Rotifera; Eurotatoria; Philodinida; Philodinidae
Source: the annotation of a GenBank genome assembly